Messenger RNA from Sphaeramia orbicularis (orbiculate cardinalfish), 3085 nucleotides. RefSeq names its product disintegrin and metalloproteinase domain-containing protein 10. Gene Ontology annotation, biological process: membrane protein ectodomain proteolysis; Notch signaling pathway. Lineage: Eukaryota; Metazoa; Chordata; Actinopteri; Kurtiformes; Apogonidae. Bases 164 to 2209 code for a protein of 681 amino acids. Gene Ontology annotation, cellular component: plasma membrane. Gene Ontology annotation, molecular function: metalloendopeptidase activity. The record is from RefSeq and is a predicted model, not a curated record. The transcript is spliced from 15 exons.
CAUCCUCAGCCACACACAUUCCAGUGUUGGAAGACUACAGGUAUGAAGGAGCCGGAGAAGGAUUGAAAACAAAUGGAAAUGGGAUGAAAAAGAGGGAACAAAAGAGACGAAAGGGGAAACUGUGAAGUGAAGAAAACCAGAACAUACCACCAAUGUGGACAUCAUGGGAGUUGGAUACUUCUGGCUGCUGUUGUUGCUGGUCGACGGCCAUGACUGUGUUACAGGUGCUGUGAAGGGCAUCAGUCCAUACAUAAAGCACUAUGAGGGGUUAUCGUACGACAGGGAGGAUCUUCACAGGAAGCACCUGAGAGCAAAGAGAUCCACACAACCUCAGGACUAUACACUACAGCUGGACUUCACAGCCUUCCAGAGAACUUUCCGUCUACGUUUGAAAAGAAAUACACAAGCGUUCACCCAAAGUUUCACAGUGAUCAGUGAAAAUGGUUCCACGUUGGCUGACCUCUCCCAUUUGUACUCAGGGACACUGGAAGGUGAACAUGGCUCAGCCUGCCACGGGUCUGUGAUACAAGGUCAAUUUGAGGGAUCUAUAGAAACAGCCAAUGGGAGCUAUCAUAUAGAACCAGCCGACAGAUACACCAGCACACCAACAGAUCACCACUCCAUCAUCUACCACGAACAUGACAUGGUCUUGCAAUCUGUGGGAACUGGCCCUGAAGAAUUCUGUGCCACGGAACGUCUAAAACUCCUUGCACGAGACCUCAGACUGAGUGAGGAGGCAGCAUCCAGCCGGUCCAGGAGAACAGUCGAUGAGUCAAAAACCAGCUGUUUGCUCCACUUUCAUGCUGAUUACUUCUACUACAAGAAGUUCAAGUCUGUUGAAGCUGUUGUAGCUCAGGUUGCCUCCUACAUUCGAGCUGUCAAUGACGUCUACGACAAAGUGGACUUCGAUGGAAUCAAGUUAAUCAACUUCAAAGUCAAAUCCCUCAGAGUGAUGAAUGAGGAAGAUAAGAAGGACCCUCUGCAACGUCUGUUCAUCGGGCCUGAGAAGCUGCUGAGUCUUUACUCUGAGAACAAGUGGGAUGACUUCUGUUUGUCCUACCUACUGACCAACAGAGACUACAGCGGCGUGCUGGGGCUCGCCUGGGAGGGCAAGGCCGGUAACUGGGGUGGAAUAUGCUCACGCUACACGACCCUACGUGAUGGUCGCUCCUCCACACUGAACACCGGACUGAUCACAAUUCAGAACUACGGACAGUUCCUGCCGUCUCGACAGGUCCAGCUGACCCUUGCUCAUGAGCUCGGACACAGCCUGGGAUCUCCGCACGAUGAGGGCUCCAACUGUGGGAACCUGGGGUCGACUGGUGGGAAAGGCAGGUACCUGAUGUUCCCUCAUGCCACAGAUGACUUACGAGAGAACAAUGAUAAACUCUCACCCUGCAGCAUCAAAUACAUUAGCAAGAUCCUGAAGCUGAAGAAAGACGACUGCUUUGUGGUCAGUGAUCAGCCCAUCUGUGGAAACCUGAUUGUGGAGGAAGGAGAGGAGUGUGAUGUUGGUCACAAUGACACAGAUCCCUGCUGCUACAGCGCAAAAGAGGAUGUAGGAGUCCAGUGUCGCCUCAAACCGGAUAAACUGUGCAGUCCGAGCCAGGGCCUUUGCUGUGGUCAGGACUGUGGCUUUAAACCAGCAGGUCAGAUCUGUGAUGAGGAAACCGAGUGUCAGAGAGAGAGUGUCUGUUCAGGCCUCUCUCCACUCUGCCCCGAACCGAGCGCCAAAGAAAACCUCACCGUCUGCAGCCACGGCACUCGCGUCUGUCUGAAUGGGAUCUGUGCAGGGUCAGUGUGUUUGAAACACAGCCUGCAGCAGUGUGACUGUCCAGGAGACUCCAUGAGGGAGAAAUGCCACAUGUGCUGCCAGCAGCCCGAUAAACCUGACACCUGUGCCAGCACCACCUCCUCUGUGCUGUCCCGUCAGUUCCAGAGGAAGGCGCUGCCCCUGGUGGGCGGGGCUCCCUGCUUGGGGAAUCAGGGCUACUGCGACAAAUUCCAUGUGUGUCGCCUGCUAGAUGCAGAUGGCCCCAUCGCUAGACUGAAAAACUCUUUUCUCCGACUGGACGAGUAUGAGGACCUGGCAGAGUGGAUGAAGGUUUACUGGUGGGCCAUACUGCUGGCUAUCCUGACCCUCUCUGCGGUGAUGGGCUGCACUGUUUGCCUCUGCAGUCGCACACUGAACACCAGAGACUUGGACUGACCUUUGACUGCUGACCCCUUCCACCUCUAAGAACUCAUGUAUCAUGACAAUGACGCACACACAUUCAUGAGGAUUCAUAUUUCAUUAUCAUAGUUAUUUGUUAUUUGCAGGUGACCGAUGAAGACACGUUUUCAGUUUGGCUCACACUUCAGUGUCAGCCGAUAUAAAUGUGCAUCUGUUUUGUUUUUGUGAGUGACUGUGUCUGUUGACGCUUCAACAAGUGAUGCAUGUGUUGUGGAAAAUAUUGCUGUCAACCGUGGGUCACACAGGCCACAUAGCGUCAUACACUCAAAGUGAUCUGAGGCCACCUGUUGAAACAAGCACUGACAGUGCUGUCUGUUGUUAAUGCCUGCUGUUGAUCCUUGAUGUUGUUGAAAACAUGACCACUAAUGUGAGCCCUGAUACACAUCCAAUUUUCCAGCACAUAGAGGCUGUAUGAACUCUGUAACAGAAAGGUUGAAAGUCACUGGUUAUCUGAACAGGAUGUUUAAUGCAUAAUGUACUUGUAUUCUUAAAAAGCAUAGCCAAUUCAACACAAAGUCACAAGAAAAAUGCAGUGGUGGAAUAUACUUAAGAAUUUUGACUCAAAAACUGUUACUUAACUACUAAUUUUAGGUCAUUGUACUCAAGUAUUUCCAUAUGACUCAAUAUUUUGUACAUCACUGUAUCUCAGGUGUAAAUAUUGUACUUUUAAUUACACUACAUUUAACUGACAGCUUUAUGUCCUUUACAGAUGACCAUAUUUCAUCCCUUCUGGUAUUGAUUUUGAAUGUUUGUGAUGAACUGAAGGAUGAAGUGUUAUUUUGUGGGGUGAGAAAUUGUCCUCCAUCUAAGGCUAAAUAAACUCUUUAAAAACCUUCAUGGAUUUGAUGGAAA